Messenger RNA from Poecilia reticulata (guppy), 3265 nucleotides. RefSeq names its product layilin b (gene laynb). Gene Ontology annotation, molecular function: hyaluronic acid binding. The record is from RefSeq and is a predicted model, not a curated record. Lineage: Eukaryota; Metazoa; Chordata; Actinopteri; Cyprinodontiformes; Poeciliidae.
UCUUUAACACAGUCCACAUGACAGAAUACAGACAAAGAACUCCAUUCAGGUCAAUAUUGCAAUGCUUUACGUAAAAAACAGGAUUCAGAAAAGCUUAUUUGUUGCAUAAUGAGCGUAAAUGCAUAAUAUUCGUGUUAGUAUUAAACACAAAAGAACCACUGAUAGUUAAAAGUGUUUCUGUAGUUUUAGACUUUUUUUCUUGAUGCUUUUUUUUAAUCAGACGCCAUAUGCACGCCUUCAGGACUCGACCCCCUUUUCUCCCCCUCUGAACAGACUGGUCUUUUCCCAUUCCCAUUAUUGCAGUUUUUGUAUCACCGGGUUUGGAAGUGAAGUUUAGUUUCUCCCAGUUUUUGAACAGCAGCUGGGCAGAACAUCGAGUGAACAUGUAGAAAUGGAUUUUAUGAGGCUUUUUGGCACCGUUAUCGCCGUUUUGUUUCACCCUGGAUCCGCUUCGAAAAUAAAUGGCCAGAAAAUCUGCCGACGCGGGACGGAGCGGCCAUGCUAUAAGGCAUCCUACAUCCAGGACAGCAGGCGGAGGCUGACGUUUGAGGAUGCCAGGCAGUCCUGCAGGUCAGAGGGAGGCGAGCUGCUCAGCAUUGAGACAGAGAGUGAGCAGCGCUUGAUAGAGAGCUUCAUACAAAAGCUGAAGGUUGGAGAUGGUGAUUUCUGGAUUGGGCUCCGUCGCAGACCUCCGCAUCACCGGACAGGGAAUAAUAACCCAGGAUGCCCCUCGCAGUACUAUUGGGUCGAUGGAAGCAAGGCCAAGUACAGGAACUGGAACUGGGAUGAGCCGUCAUGUGGUUCUGAAAUGUGUGUGGUGUUGUACCACCAGCCCUCCGCACCAGCUGACGAAGAAGGCCAUUUCCUGUUUAAGUGGAAUGAUGACAACUGCAGCUGCAAAAACAACUUUGUCUGCAAAUACAAGGAAGAGAAAAUGCCAGUAUUUACAGGAGACGGGAUCAUAGUAGAACCAGUUCCAUCUAUGAGGCCAAACAUAUCCACAGAAGGGGAUGUCAGAAUAGCUAUUGGAUUACCUGAGUCGUCAGUGUCUUUCUCGGACAACAGCCUCUAUGUUUCCUACAUCCUAUAUGCCACUAUUCCAGCUAUGCUGCUGCUGCUGCUGUUAGCAGCUGCUGGGUUCUUCUGCUACAGACAACAUGCAAAAAGGAGGAAGACGGAAACAGAGAGUUUCCCCGGCAGAUCGAAGCAGCUGAUGCCAACAGCACCUUCGGUUUCCUCCAUUCAAGGACCUUACGCCUUUAGUGACAUCACUAAGCUCCCUCAUGCCGCUCUGGACUACAGGACGCAGGCAGAAAUCAUGACAAAGUACUCCUGCCCAUACUCACAUGACGCCCAGUAUCCCGAUUACGAGAACGUGACGUGUUCAGAGAAGGAGACCGGCUUUGUGACGAACGAUAUCUACGAGAGUGCCAGGACUCAGAGUCGGCGGUGCCGCAGUCAGGAUGGAUGGGUGGAAAAUGAGAUCUAUGGCUAAUGUUGUUGAUGUCGAUCUGAGCUCCAGAAACAUCUGUGAACUUGUAAUUGUUAAAGGAACCUUAUUAAGCUAGAAAGAGGAACAUAUACUGGUCUAUAUCUCUUUCUUUCUACAUAUCUUGCUAGAUUACCAGUGAGGUACGCAGUCUCAACAUACACAACUGAGUUUGAACUGGUUUUACGUGGACUGGUUUCAGAGUGUGAAUUUAUUCCUUGUGUAUAUGUCGCCGCUUAACAUCUAUGUUUUGGUCAGUUAUAACACUAUAUUUAGGACGUUAUCAUAUCUGUCAAACCAUAUUAAAUAAAUGUUGAUAUUAAUAAAAACAAAAGACAUGUUUACAUUAUUUUUGGUUUUAUGGAUUUUUACAUGAUGACAGAGGUUGUUUUUUUUUUACAGUCCUUGUACAUUUUGUUUUGCGAUUUGCGACGCUACAACAAAUAGCCUCAAUGUUUUGGAGAGAUUUUAUGUGAUAAGAAACACAAACAGUGGUAGUUAUCUACCAUGGUGUGAGGUUUCCUGCCCACAGCUCUUAUUAAAGGGAUCUACAGUUUUGUUGUUAAAUUAAUUUAUGAAAAUAGACCAUUCCAAAGCUGUUAUUUUCCUAUUUAUCGGCUCCUUGACUGGUUACUGUAUCUUGUCUUUUCAUUAGUUUUGUAGAAACAAUCAGCUUUUGUUUCAUUGCUACUUUCUUCUAUUGUUGACCAUUGUCCCUUUUCUGCCAUAGUUUAAAUAGAAUGCUGGAGAACUUUUGCAUCCUUCUCCUGACUGAUGCCUUUGUUCAAUCAAAUAUUUGCCAGCAGAGGUUUACAUGAGGUUGUUGGUAUUAAGCAUAACUGAUGGCAGGUAAAAGCUGAAGCUAAAUCAGAAGAAUAUUCAGAAAAGUAGUAGUGUGCAUACUUAUGCAACUGGGUUAAUGUCAUCCCAACCCCCCUUUUUUGUCAGAUUUGUUUUUCAGAUGAAUUGCACCUGAUAAAUGCCCCACCUGUAAAAAAAAUUUAUAAAGCCUAUUUAUCAGGUUUUCCUAAAGGUUACCAGUCAUAUUUAUAAGCAUGUCAGUCUGGUUAAAAGUUAUUGAGAUAUUGUGCACAUUUGAUAAAAAUGCCAACAUGACAAGAACAGUAAUAAAGAAAGAAAAUAGAUAUCGCCUAUCUUGAUGCGACACAUUUUUCUGAUGUCAGGCUUUAUUUUGAAUAUUCAAAAUUACAUUUAUUUAUAGAUGAACUGAUUCAGCAUUUCUUUGCACACUUUCAGGAAUCUAUUUUUUUUUAAAGAGGAAGUCGCAUGAUUAAAUACAUUUGAAGUAGCAAUUAAACACUGUAUAUACAAUAAUGAUAUACACUGAAUAUACUUUUCUUGAAAGCUUUGGUUAAUCCCAAAUGAAUCUUCUUGAACAUUAGUAUAUAGUUUCGCAACAUUUGUUGAGAUAAUAAAAAACAUCCGUGUGGUGCACUGUAAAAAUGAACUUUUCAUUUCGGGACUGUUUCAACCCCCUUCGUAUGAAAUCAAAACUGUCAUCACAGUAGAAAGCUUCCUGUUUGGCUGCUGAUGUCAGGGAACAGGACAGGACACGAGGAAAGACAGAUGACAGAUAACUGACCAAAGAGCUUUUUUUUUUUUUGAUAGUAAGAAUUUCUCUUUAGGUAUGACAAGAUUACAAUAUGUUACGAAAAACAGCAUCAGUUUUACCCUGUGUAAUCUGUUCCUCUGUAUAAAUUUGAAAAGACAACACAAAAGCCCAUUUCUGAAAAUAAAUGCCUGCGUUUUCUCUGA